CCGCUUGCUCACUGGCGGGUUUCGGACAGACCCGCGGUGGUCCAAGAUCCGGGCGCGCCCUGGAGGCCCGGCCGCACUACUCUGUAACGCGACGGGUGCGCGGCCUCCCCUGCCAUUGGGCUGCAGGAAUCCGGGCCAGGCUGGAGGGGCGCGUUGGUGUGAGCCCCCAGUGCACGCGCCUGCCCCCAAAGGACUGGAGCCCUGGGCAAGAGGGCGGGGACGCGGACCUGGGGAUGCGCGCACCGCGGUCCAACCCCCUCCCCUCGCCAGGGCCUUCUCCCUGCAGGGGACCCUCCCGGGGAGGCGGCUGCUGUCAGGGUCCCUUGAGAGCAGGGAGCCCCGGGACAGCGGUCACUUUCAAGAUUAUGUCGUCGCGGUCGGCAGCCACACGCGCGAGCACGGCACACAUUCAUUUGGCGUUCGGGGCAGGCUUCACUGAGUCGUCCCGCCGCCUCCCAUCCUCCCUUCUCAAGGAUUUGCCGCGGAAAAAUCGCUGUCUCCUGCAGUAGCGGUUUCUCGUUCUGGGCUGGCCCGGCCCGGCCCGGCCCGGCCCUGCCCGAACUCUGCCAUCAGCCACACACCAGCCCCAGCCUAAUGGGCUCCCCUAGUUUAAUCUGACCCCGCCCCAGGGUGCACGAAUGAAGGGCGUAGACCAAGUGCAGGGGCAGAUCUGGCCUUUAUUUAAAAUGUUGAUAUUUUGUUCAUCAUGGACUUUUUGCAUUAGUUUUGAUUUUUGAAAUAUUUCAUUGAAAUAUUUGUUUUAUGUGAGAGCUGAAAAGAUAAAACUCUUAGAAGUAAAUCUUCAUGGCCUUGGAUUUAGCAAUGGAUUCUUAGAUGUAACACCAAAAGGACAAGCAACAACAACAAAAUAGAGGAAACCUCAAGCGGAUCUAAAGGAGGUAUCUCCUCAAAAACAUCCUCUAAUGUCAGAAGCAAGUGAGCACUGGGAAGAAGGCUUAAGAAAAUGGCAUGCUUAUGAAACUGCUAAGGCACACCCCAGGGAGGUUGCAAAACCUGCAUCUAAAGGAAAGCCCAGGCUUCCAAAGGCUUCUCCUAAGGCAACCUCCAAACCCAAGCGCAGGCAUAGGAAAGCACAAAUCAAGACCCCAGAGACCCCCAGGCCAAAUACAAAUUCCAGUAACAACAUAGAAGACAAUCAGGAUGUCCACUCCGAAGAGCAUCCUUCCCAACAGGAUCUCCAGCAGCUUAAGGAAAAACCCCGGAUCGUCCUGCCUUGGUGGUGUGUUUAUGUUGCAUGGUUUUUGGUUUUUGCUACUUCUAGCAUAUCCUCAUUCUUCAUCGUAUUUUAUGGACUGACUUACGGCUAUGACAAGUCAAUAGAAUGGCUCUUUGCAUCUUUUUGUUCAUUCUGUCAGUCAGUUUUUCUGGUGCAGCCAUCUAAAAUUAUACUCUUGUCAGGCUUCAGAACAAAUAAACUCAAGUAUUGCAAAAACCUUUUGUGGUCAACCAACUAUAAAUAUACUGAGAUCAGCUUGGAUGGAAUGAGAAUGCAUCCAGAAGAAAUGCAGAGGAUACAUGACCAGAUUGUCCGAAUCCGAGGCACGAGGAUGUACCAACCCCUUACAGAAGAUGAAAUCAGAAUAUUCAAAAGAAAGAAGAGGAUCAAGAGAAGAGCACUCCUGUUUCUGAGUUACAUUCUAACUCACUUUAUCUUUCUAGCCCUUCUGUUGAUCCUUAUCGCCCUACUACGUCACACUGACAGCUUUUACUAUAACCAGUUUAUUCGUGAUCGGUUCUCUAUGGAUCUUGCUAAUGUGACUAAGCUAGAAGACAUCUAUAGAUGGCUAAACAGCGUGCUGUUACCUUUGUUACACAAUGACCUGAAUCCAACAUUUCUUCCUGAAAGCUCAUCUAAAAUCCUUGGCCUUCCAUUGAUGAGGCAAGUGAGAGCAAAAUCUAGUGAAAAAAUGUGUCUACCUGCCGAAAAGUUUGUGCAAAACAGCAUCAGAAGAGAAAUUCAUUGUCAUCCCAAAUAUGGCAUUGACCCAGAAGACACAAAAAACUAUUCUGGCUUUUGGAAUGAAGUUGAUAAGCAGGCUAUAGAUGAGAGUACCAAUGGAUUUACUUAUAAGCCUCAAGGAAAGCAAUGGUUGUAUUAUUCCUAUGGACUACUACACACCUAUGGAUCUGGAGGAUAUGCACUCUAUUUUUUUCCAAAACAGCAGCAGUUUAAUUCCACACUGAGGCUCAAAGAACUUCAAGAAAGCAAUUGGCUGGAUGAGAAGACAUGGGCUGUGGUUUUGGAAUUAACGACUUUUAAUCCAGAUGUAAAUCUGUUCUGUAGCAUUUCAGUCAUAUUUGAGGUCUCUCAGUUAGGAGUUGUCAACACAAGCAUAUCUCUGCACUCUUUUUCACUUGCUGAUUUUGACAGAAAAACUUCAGCAGAAAUCUACUUGUAUGUGGCCAUUCUCAUUUUUUUCUUAGCCUACAUUGUGGAUGAGGGUUAUAUCAUUAUGCAAGAAAGAGCCUCCUAUGUGAGAAGUGUGUAUAAUUUGCUCAACUUUGCUUUAAAAUGCAUAUUUACUGUGUUGAUUGUGCUCUUUCUCAGGAAACAUUUCCUGGCCACUGGCAUAAUUCAGUUUUACUUGUCGAACCCUGAAGACUUCAUUCCCUUUCAUGCAGUUUCUCAGGUAGAUCACAUCAUGAGGAUAAUUUUGGGUUUCCUGUUAUUUCUGACAAUUUUGAAGACCCUCAGGUAUUCCAGAUUCUUCUACGAUGUGCGCCUGGCUCAGAGGGCCAUCCAGGCUGCCCUCCCUGGCAUCUGCCACAUGGCAUUUGUUGUGUCCGUGUAUUUCUUUGUAUAUAUGGCUUUUGGUUACCUGGUGUUUGGUCAGCAUGAAUGGAACUACAGUAACUUGGUUCAUUCCACUCAGACAGUAUUUUCCUAUUGUGUCUCAGCUUUCCAGAACACUGAAUUUUCCAAUAAUAGGAUUCUGGGGGUCCUGUUCCUCUCAUCUUUCAUGCUGGUGAUGAUCUGUGUCUUGAUCAACUUAUUUCAGGCUGUAAUUCUGUCUGCAUACGAGGAAAUGAAGCAGCCUGUGUAUGAGGAGCCAUCAGAUGAAGUGGAAGCAAUGACCUAUUUGUGCCGUAAGCUGAGAACCAUGUUCAGCUUUCUGACCUCACAAUCUAAGGCCAAAGAUGAGCCUGAGUUCUUUACUGACAUGCUGUAUGGGCAGCCAGAGAAGAACAGCCGCCGUUAUCUGGGGCUGAAGACCAGAAACAUCAACGGGAAGAAAAUGGUUUACCUUGUUGUUUGAUGGAUGAUGGUUUCAUGAGUCACAAGCAAGUGUUCCCCCAAAUGCUGAGUCUGUGGGAUUAAGGGAAUUAGGGAGCGUCAGUGGCUUAGUCAUGCUUUCUAUUCAUGUCCUUCACAAGGUGCAUCCCCUACAUUUGGAAGAAUCCCCAAUCUUGGCCUCUGCUCUUGGGAAUGUAAAAGUUGGUGUGGUGUAGCAUCUGGGGAGACAGCAGGAUCACAGUGUGUGAUUCCUGGACUGAUUUCCUUUUAGAGGGGAGUUAUGUGACUCCCUGUACAAGGGCAACCCUGUUUCUUUGGUGCCUGAAAUUUAGCGAAGGCAGAGCCACUGGUUUUGAGAACCAGAUUUGAGAGAGGGACCCGGCCAGGGUGGAGCAUUUUCUGGUGUUUCUGUGCUUGACCCACGUUGGAAGCCGAUGGCCUGUUGUUCCUGACAGAGCCCCAAACUCCUUGGCCUUGCUGGGAGGCCCCUUUGUAGAUCAGGGCUGCCAAGCCUCCCCUCCUCUUGGUCCAUCUGGGCUUAGGGCCUCAUGGGGAGUUCCAGGGCUUGCUUCAUGCUUGGGAAUAGAGAAGUGGUGCUUCUCAUUUAUUCUUAAAGCUACCGGUAGUUAAAGUAAAAUUCAGUAACAUUUUCUGACCAAGACACAUGUUUUGUUAAACAACAAAAAGGUGUAUGUGGAUUCACAUUGAAAUAUGUCUAUAUGUUGAAUAUAGCAACAUAUGCAUCUAGGAUUUGGGCAUUUGGUUAUUUAUGGUGUGCCAGACUAUUUAGGAAUAAGGAAAAUGUGGUUUAUCACUCCAGGGAAACAAGGGACGGUAGCUGUACUAUUUUCACUCAGAAGCAUGUUCAUUUAUGUAGAUGCCACUAAGCUUUAUCAGAAUUAAAUGUGAGAUUUCUUCUUUGA
Messenger RNA from Chlorocebus sabaeus (green monkey), 4179 nucleotides. RefSeq names its product polycystin family receptor for egg jelly (gene PKDREJ). Gene Ontology annotation, cellular component: membrane. NCBI's taxonomy places the organism in Eukaryota, Metazoa, Chordata, Mammalia, Primates, Cercopithecidae. Gene Ontology annotation, biological process: detection of mechanical stimulus. Gene Ontology annotation, molecular function: calcium channel activity; calcium ion binding; protein binding. The record is from RefSeq and is a predicted model, not a curated record.